Molecule: messenger RNA, 1443 nt
Organism: Lottia gigantea (owl limpet)
Lineage: Eukaryota; Metazoa; Mollusca; Gastropoda; Lottiidae
Exons: 11
Biological process (GO): protein linear polyubiquitination
Cellular component (GO): LUBAC complex
Molecular function (GO): K48-linked polyubiquitin modification-dependent protein binding; zinc ion binding; ubiquitin protein ligase activity
Source: RefSeq, a predicted model, not a curated record
GUUGGUGAAUUGUCCAUACCAGAAGUGAAAGAUGCCUUAAAGAAAUGUAAAGGGAAUAUAGAUGAUGCAGUUCAGGAGUGUAUUACACACAGAAAACUUCUGUAUACUCAGUUUAAUUUUGAUGAAACCAUUCCAAGAGAAGAUGUAUUGCAAACAAUACUAGAGUGUAAUGGUGAUUCUGAACAAAUAGAAACUAAACUGAAUCAGAUUGCACUUCAACCAUUUAUGGAUCGGGUAUGGGAAGAUGAGGAUGGCAGUGAAUACUCAGAUAUAUGUAACAGUGUAUCAAACAGUAGACGGACAAGAAUGGUGUUCAUGGAAGGCAAAUUAAAAAGUUGGGGUAGAGCUGAAACUGUGAUUAAGAUUGUUGAUGAAGAGUUAAGCAAGUCAUGCUUAGAAAUGAGUUCUUUAGAAGAUGUUAUUGAAGCAUGUAGGAAUUGUCUUGGAUUUAAAACAUCUUUAGGAUACCUUCAGCAAGAAUGUGAAAUCUGUUAUACUAAAUUUCCAAUGAAUAAGAUAACAAGUUUGAAUAUUUGCCAGUGCAAGUUGUGUAUUGAAUGCAUGAAGCAACACUUUGAAUAUUGUGUUAAAGAUAUGAAUGUAAAAAGAUGGAGUUGUCCUGUCUGUAGUCGUCCAAAUAUGGCUGAUUAUGACACAGCUCAAAAUUAUUUAGCAUUUCUAACUAUCCUGAUUAGAAAUUAUUGUGAUGAGCCUACACAAGAUUUAUUUGAUAAAAAAGCAAAUCUGUGGAGUAUACAACAAGAUGCUAAUUUUCGUUGGUGUGCUCACUGUGAAACAGGAUUCAUCUAUCAAGGGAACCAGCUGUGUAUGACUUGUCCAAACUGUUACAAGAAAACUUGCUUUCGAUGCAAGAAAGAGUGGGAAAUACAGCAUGAAAAUAUAACUUGUGAAGAAUUUGAACAAUGGAAAUACGACAAUGACCCCAACAAUCAGGCAUUUGGUUUAGCCAAUCAUCUCAAGGAAAAUGGCAUUGAUUGUCCGAGCUGUAAAAUGAGAUAUUCGUUAUCAAAAGGUGGAUGUAUGCAUUUUACUUGUCCAGAGUGUAGUCAUGAAUUUUGUAGUGGGUGUUGUCAGCCAUUUUACCAUGAAAAUACCUGUCCUUUAGAAUGUGUAGGUAAAGGAUUACAUUGCCAUCAUCCUAGAGAUUGUUUCUUCUUUUUACGUGAUGAAGAGCCUUCUACACUUCAAGAAUUGCUUCAGAUGCACGCAAAAAGUUUUAAUACAGAAGUCAGUGAAAGUAGUUCUGGUUGUCCAGUAAUGGAACAAAAAGAAAGAAGUCAUUCGAGUAAUUAUGAUGAAGCUUGUGGAAAAGAAGUAAAAGAAGGAUGGGCUGGACUUUGUAUUGAUCACUACAAAGAAUAUUUAGUUGGCUUGAUUAAUAAACAUAACUUAGAUCCAUUAAAUGUCAUACAAGCUGAGGAG